GAUGUGUGGCUCUCCCGGCGCACCCUCGAUUCCCUCGUCCCCACUCCCCUCGACGACGACAUCUUCUCCCCUCGUCGACUCUUAAACCCUCCGCACUUUCCACGAACUCCGGAACUCCGAGCCCAUCUGCAUCUCGUGCUGCCUCCGCAUGGCGUCUUCCGCCAGCUCCAUGGCCUCCGUCUCCCGGGCCCUCCGCCCGCGGCCGCGCGGCGCCGUCUGCUCGGCUUCUCGUCUCGGGUGCGGCGGGUUGGGAAUUCUGUGCUCGAUGCCAAGUUACGGGAGGGUGAAGGACAAGCACGAGUUGGGAUUGACCGUUGCGUCUGCACCAGGCACCACUGUUACUCCGGUUCUGAGGAGCCACCAAGUUUUGUGCAAGGCUGAAGUUAACAUAUCUAAUAAUCUCCCGGAGAGCUUGCCUACUGGAGCAAGCCAGUAUGAGAAAAUAGUUGAGCUGCUUACCACCCUUUUCCCUGUCUGGGUCAUACUAGGUACUAUUAUUGGCAUCUACAAGCCAUCGAUGGUUACCUGGUUGGAAACCGACCUUUUCACUGUGGGUUUAGGAUUCCUAAUGCUGUCAAUGGGACUAACAUUGACUUUCGAAGAUUUUAGGAGAUGUAUGAGGAAUCCAUGGACAGUGGGCGUGGGAUUUCUUGCACAGUAUUUGAUCAAACCUAUGUUAGGUUUUGCUGUUGCAAUGACCUUGAAGUUAUCUGCUCCUCUUGCAACUGGUCUUAUCUUGGUCUCAUGUUGCCCAGGUGGGCAAGCAUCUAAUGUUGCAACUUACAUAUCCAAGGGAAAUGUUGCACUUUCAGUUCUUAUGACCACUUGUUCGACUAUUGGUGCUAUAGUGAUGACACCACUCCUUACGAAACUCCUUGCUGGUCAACUAGUUCCUGUUGAUGCAGCAGGAUUGGCCAUCAGUACUUUCCAGGUGGUUUUAGUGCCGACUAUUGUUGGAGUAUUGGCACAUGAGUAUUUUCCCAAGUUUACUGAGCGCAUUAUCUCCAUAACACCGCUGAUAGGUGUCCUCCUCACCACUUUGCUUUGUGCUAGCCCUAUUGGGCAAGUCUCAGAAGUGUUGAAAACUCAAGGUGCUCAACUUAUUAUCCCUGUUAUGCUGCUGCAUGUUGCUGCAUUUGCAAUUGGGUACUGGUUAUCAAGAUUGUCUACCUUUGGGGAAUCAACUUCUAGGACCAUCUCAAUUGAAUGUGGGAUGCAGAGUUCUGCGCUUGGAUUUUUACUUGCCCAAAAGCACUUCACAAAUCCGCUUGUUGCUGUUCCUUCUGCUGUCAGCGUUGUGUGCAUGGCACUUGGAGGGAGUGCUCUUGCAGUUUACUGGAGAAACAAAGGGCUUCCAGCAAAUGACAAAGACGAUUUCAAGGAGUGAACAGACUCAACGUGAGCUUCUAGGUGUUAACUGGUGCUGGUGAAAAGUCGAGUGCAGUUACAUCAGAGCAUAUUCAUGUUCCCAUAUUUUAGGUAUGGAUAGGGAGGCCUAUUCUAGCGAGUUGAUUAUCAUUAGGAGUUACACUCGUUAGAUUUGUUGUGUGCCAUUUCAUCUUCAAAAUAAACUGCUUCCCUGAAUAGCAGUCAAGAAAAUUUUUAGAGCCCCUUCUACGUGAUGCAGGGGUGAGUAAUUAGAUUUCCAAGAGACUAGUUAAGUUUGUUCCCAUAGUCGGUAUGGGGAUUAAGAUUUUGGUUCUCUUGUGUUCGUGUUGAAUGCAUGACUUUCAUUUUGAGCUA
Molecule: messenger RNA, 1743 nt
Organism: Phragmites australis (common reed)
Lineage: Eukaryota; Viridiplantae; Streptophyta; Magnoliopsida; Poales; Poaceae
Product: probable sodium/metabolite cotransporter BASS2, chloroplastic
Exons: 13
Coding region: 149-1387 (412 amino acids)
Cellular component (GO): membrane
Source: RefSeq, a predicted model, not a curated record